Messenger RNA from Triticum aestivum (bread wheat), 3408 nucleotides. RefSeq names its product putative disease resistance protein RGA1. NCBI's taxonomy places the organism in Eukaryota, Viridiplantae, Streptophyta, Magnoliopsida, Poales, Poaceae. Gene Ontology annotation, molecular function: ADP binding. The coding region runs from base 1 to 3408 and encodes 1135 amino acids. The transcript has 4 exons. The record is from RefSeq and is a predicted model, not a curated record.
AUGGCGCAUGAGCUCCAUGAACUUGAAACCACUAUCUUGCCGCAGUUUGAGCUGUUGAUUGAAGCAGCAGACAAUGGAAACCACAGGCCCAAGUUGGACAAAUGGCUUCAGGAACUCAAAGAAGGUUUCUACAUGGCUGAAGACUUGCUGGACAAGCAUGAGUACAACCUUCUCAAGCAACAAGUAAAGGGGAAAGAUUCAUUGCUGACCAAUGCCUCCUUCAUCAGCAACACUUUUAUGAAGCCUUUGCGUGCUGCAUCGAGCCGGCUGUCCAAUGUGAGCUCUGAAAAUAGAAAGCUAAUUUGCCAGCUGAAUGAACUGAAGGCUACCCUCGCAAAAGCCAAUGACGGAAAAACGGUCAAAGCCAAGUACUUCCGUGAGCUGGUGCGCUUACCAACUGGUUAUAGUGAAGUGAGCCUGACCAAACAAUCAGUUGUUGUUCCCGAGACAACGUCACUACCACCUCUCAAAGUGAUUGGUCGUGACAAGGAUCGCGAUUACAUAAUAGAUCGUCUUACCAAGAAAACGGCUACUAGUGAGUCUAGUACAACUAUGUUCUCGGGUUUGGCCAUCGUUGGACCAGGAGGCAUGGGAAAGUCCACCUUGGCACAACUUGUUUACAAUGACAAGAGCAUAAAAGAGUAUUUUGAUGUGACGAUGUGGGUAAGCAUCUCACGCAAACUUAAUGUCCGACGUCAUACACGGGAUAUCAUAGAGUCGGCCUCUCAGGGGGAAUGCCCACAGAUUGAUAACCUUGAUACUCUACAGCGCAAGUUGAUUGACAUACUACAAGAAUCAAAAAAAUUCUUGCUGGUGUUGGAUGAUGUUUGGUUCGAACCAGGCAGUGAGAUGGAAUGGGAGCAACUAUUAGCCCCUCUAGUUUCAAAAGACGCCAGAAGCAAAGUUUUGAUAACUUCUCGGCGGGAUACAUUUCCAGCUGCUCUUUGUUGUGAAGAAGUGUGUCCUCCGGAAAACAUGGAAUAUGCUCAGUUCUUGACACUUUUUAAGCACCAUGCAUUCUCUGGACCAGAAAUCGGAAAUCCACAGUUGCAUGAAAAGUUGGAAGGUUUUGCACAAAAGAUAGCUAAAAGACUUGGACGAUCUCCUUUGGCAGCGAAAGUUGUGGGUUCCCAGUUGAAAGGGAAAACAAGUAUCAGUGCAUGGAAAGGUGCUCUAACUAUAAAGAUUGACGAAUUAACUGACCCCAUGAGAGCUCUGUUGUGGAGUCAUGAGAAGUUAGAUCCUUGUCUGCAGAGGUGCUUCCUAUAUUGCAGCUUGUUUCCAAAAGGCCACAAGUAUGACACUGAUGAGUUGGUUUAUCUUUGGAUGGCAGAGGGCCUUGUUGACUCAUGCGACCAAAACAAGAGAGUGGAAGAUAUUGGGAUGGAUUGCUUCCGUGAGAUGAUCUCCGCUUCAUUCUUUCAACCUGUUUAUGAGGAAGACACUUACUAUCUUAUGCAUGAUCUCCUUCAUGAUCUUGCAGAAUCACUCUCCAAAGGGAACUACUUCAGAUUGGAAGAUUGUAAGAUGACAGAAAUACCAUCCACUGUUCGAUACCUUUCUGUUCGUGUUGAUAAUCCUCUAAUUGAUGAUGUAAGUCACCUUUUUAAUGAGAUACUACAGAAUUUGAAGAAGUUGCGUGUACUAUGUUUGUCAUCUUACAGCAGUAGUAAGUUGCCAGAAUCUGUUGGUCAGUUGAAGCACCUUCGGUAUUUGAACAUCAUCAGAACACUAAUUUCUGAUUUGCCAAGAUCACUGUGUACUCUUUACCACUUGCAGUUACUUCUGUUAAAUGACAAAGUUGAGUGUUUCCCUGAGAAUCUCUGCAAUUUAAGGAAGUUGCGGCAUCUUGAAAGGCAUUUUAAUAGAUUAGACACGUCAUACAAAAUAACACUGCCUCAAAUUCCUUACAUUGGUAAUCUGAGUCUGCUUCAAGAAUUGAAGGCAUUUUCUUUGCAAAAGAAAAAUGGAUAUGAGUUGCAACAGCUGAGGGACAUGAAUGGGAUUCGUGGCAGUUUAAGUGUCACAAAUCUUGAGAAUGUCAGUGGGAAAGAUCAAGCCUUAGAAUCGAAGCUGUGUCAGAAAAGUCAUCUUCACAGCUUGCAACUUGUUUGGAGUUGCAAGAAUAACACGAAUGCAGAGGAUAGUUUACAUUUGGAGAUUCUAGAAGGCCUGAUGCCACCGCCUCAACUUGGGGGACUUACAGUUGACGGUUAUAAAUCUUCAAAAUAUCCUAGCUGGUUACUUGAUGGUUCGUAUUUUGAGAAUUUGGAACAUUUAAGCUUUGUUAAUUGCAGCGUGUUACAAAGCUUACCAUCCAAUAGUGAACUAUUUGGGAAUUGCUCUUCACUUGUCCUCACCAAUAUGCCAAACCUGAAGACAUUACCUUGUCUUCCACUAGGCCUUCAAAAAUUAAUGAUAUCCAAUUGUCCACUGCUUAUAUUUAUUUCGAGCAAUGAUCUAGAACAUCAAGAGCAGAGAGAGGAUAUCUCAAGGACAGACCACUUGGCAUCACAGCUUGGUUUAAUCUGGGACUUGGAUUCAGGAUCACAUAUUAGGAGUGUACUCUCAUCGGAAUAUUCAUUACUCAAGCAGCUGGUCACAUUGAUGCAUGCUGAUGUGUCAAAUGUUCAAAACCUUGAAAGUGCUCUUGAAGGAAAGAAAGAUGAAGCAUUGGUAAAAGAGGAUAUCAUCAAGGCGUGGAUAUACUGUCACGAGCAAAGGAUAGGACUCACAUAUGGAAGGAGCAUUGGACUGCCGCUGAUUACGCCAUCAAGACUUUGUACUCUGUCUCUUUCGAGAUGCAGUAUUACAGAUGGAGCUUUAGCUAUUUGCCUUAAUGGCCUGGCUUCACUGGGAAGUUUGUCCUUGGAAGAGAUUGUGACAUUAACUACUCUUCCUUCUGAAGAAUGCUUGCCAGAUUUAUGUAUGCUCGAAGGAUUUUCCUCCCUGCAACUUGACCGUGUAGAACUGAUUGAUGUUCCAAAACUCACUCCCGAGUGUAUCUCACAGUUUCGACUCCAGUACUCACUCACUGUUAGCAGUCCUAUAAUACUCAACAACAUGCUGUCGGCUGAAGGUGUCACAGUUCCACCAUUUCUUUCACUUCGAAGUUGCAAGGAACCAUUCGUUUCAUUCAAAGAAUCGGCAAAUUUCACAUUAGUGAGGGCUCUGUCAUUCUCUAAUUGUCAAAUGACUUCCCUGCCAACAAAUCUGAAGUGCUUCUCCAGUCUGAGGAAUCUCAACAUCUCCAAGUGCCCCAACAUAUCAUCCUUACCAGAUCUGCCAUCCUCCCUUCAGUUCAUAUUUGUUUGGGAUUGUUCUGAGCUGUUGAAGGAGAACUGCCGAGCACCUGAUGGAGAAAGUUGGCCAAAGAUUGAGCAUAUCCGCUGGAAGCAAUUUCAGUAG